Papaver somniferum (opium poppy) is the source of this 930-nucleotide messenger RNA. RefSeq lists its product as uncharacterized. The record is from RefSeq and is a predicted model, not a curated record. The coding region runs from base 1 to 930 and encodes 309 amino acids. The transcript is spliced from 3 exons. Lineage: Eukaryota; Viridiplantae; Streptophyta; Magnoliopsida; Ranunculales; Papaveraceae.
AUGUGGCUAACUCAUCCAAAUUUUAUGGAAGUAGUUUCUACCUGCUGGACUGAACAUAUUGUUGGUGAUCCAUCUUUUGUCUUUCAACAAAAAUUAAAGAAGCUGAAGAAUUUUCUUAGGGAGCGGAACUGGAAUGUGUUUGGAAAUAUAAAUGUUAAGAUCAAAGAAGCCGAAGAAGAAGUUCAUAGAGCAAUGAUAUUAUCUGACAACAAUCCUUCUGAUACUGAAGCUUUGGACAGACUGGUCAAUGCAGAGAAUAAUUAUAAUUUUAAAGAGGUUCAACUCAAAAUUAUGCUCCAACAAAAAGCUAGAAUAAAAUGGGUCAAGGAAGGAUCAACUAAUACAAGCUUCUUUCAUACUAAUUUGAAGAUCAAGCAAUCAAGAAAUUUCAUUAGUGAGCUGGAGGAUGUCAAUGAAGAAGCUGACUCUCUUUUAGAAGUUAUUCCAGAGGUAAUCAUAGAAGAGGAUCAACAAAUGCUUGAUGCAGUUCCUAAUGCAGAAGAAAUAAAAGAUGCAAUUUUUAGCAUGGAUCCUGAUAGUUCACCAGGUCCAGAUGGAUUUACUGGAUUCAUGGUAAAUGGGGGUCCUCAUGGUUUCUUCUCUGUGGGUAGGGGCCUGAGACAAGGUGACCCUUUGUCUCCAACUCUGUUUGUCAUUAUCGAAGAUGUUUUAAGCAGAUGUAUUCAUAAAAUAGUUCAGGAUGGAAUGAUAGCUCCAAUGGUUGUGAGAAAAGGUGAACAUCCAACACACUUGUUUUUUGUAGAUGAUGUCUUCAUCUUUUGCAAUGGUGCCAAGAAAAGUUUGGACAAUCUAAUAAAGUUGCUGAAUAAAUAUCAAAAGGGCUCCGGUCAGAUCAUUAAUAAAGCAAAGAGUAAGCUAUUUAUAGAUGGUACUUCAAAUAAAGGAGUUUAUGCAAAUGGAGUUAAGUGA